CUCGCGCAGCCGUCGUCAACACAACUGGAGGAAAUAAGGAGAAGCUAGCAUGGCUAACAAACACUAACGGCUACCGCUAAAACCGCGUUAACUAUUUAUAAUAACUCAACCAAACGCUGUGUUUGUCUUUUAUCGACUUAUGAACGGGGCCAUUUUGUGGCAGUUUCAGUUACCAUGGAAUAAGAGAGGACAAUGUUUAGCUAGGUAGCUUGCUAACUUUUAAUGCUAGCAUGCUAACGAUCAGCUGUUGUUUUGGUCGGAGAGCUAGCUAACCGCUUAGCAUUACAGACACCAGAUUUCCUCAUUCCCCGUCGACACUAUUGAGCUACUCUGUCGGUUAAUGGCGACACAUAAAGUUGUCCCACCCUGACAGACUAGCCGUUGGUCCGUCGGUCAGCUUUUGUCCCGACAGACAUCCAAUCUGUGUGGGAUCGAUCCAUCCGAGCGGUGUGUAAUUGAAUAUAUAUAUUCAAAAUGCAUGACGCAUAUGAACCAGUGCCUAUAUUGGAGAAGCUUCCUCUUCAGAUUGACUGUCUGGCGGCCUGGGAGGACUGGCUGCUCGUGGGAACAAAGCCAGGGCAUCUCCUUCUCUACCGAAUAAAGAAGGAUGCAGGCACCAACCGGUUUGAGGUGACACUGGAAAAAUCCAAUAAGAACUUCUCAAAGAAGAUUCAGCAGCUUUACGUUGUCUCAAAGUACAACAUUCUUGUCAGCCUUCUAGAGAACAACAUCCACGUCCAUGACCUCCUGACCUUCCAGCAGAUCACCGUGCUGUCCAAAGCCAAAGGAGCGACGCUGUUCGCCUGUGACCUGCAGCUAACCAGCACAGGGGAGGAAAGGUUGAGAAUGUGUGUGGCGGUGAAAAAGAAAAUCCAGAUGUAUUACUGGAAGGACAGAGACUUCUACGAGCUGCAGGGGGAUUUUGGUGCACCAGAUAUUCCAAAGUCCAUGGCCUGGUGUGAAAACUCCAUAUGUGUUGGUUUCAAGCGAGACUAUUACCUCAUCCGGAUGGACGGCCGAGGCUCCAUCAAGGAGCUCUUCCCCACUGGGAAGCAGCUGGAGCCGCUGGUCACCCCACUGGCUGAUGGGAAGGUGGCUGUCGGGCAGGACGACCUCACUGUGGUGCUCAAUGAAGAGGGCGUCUGCACCCAGAAGUGCGCCCUCAACUGGACAGACAUCCCUAUAGCAAUGGAGCACCAGCCUCCGUACAUCAUCGCGGUGCUCCCUCGGUACGUGGAGAUCCGGACGUUUGAGCCCCGGCUGCUGGUGCAGAGCGUGGAGCUGCAGAGGCCUCGCUUCAUCACCUCCGCUGGGCAGAAUAUUGUGUACGUUGCCAGCAACCACUUUGUGUGGCGCCUGGUGCCGGUGUCCAUUGCCAUUCAGAUCCGGCAGCUUCUUCAGGACAAGCAGUUCGAGUUGGCUCUGCAGCUGGCGAUGAAGGAUGAUUCUGACGGGGAUAAGAAGCAGCAGAUCCAUCACAUCCAGAAUCUCUACGCCUUCAACCUGUUCUGCCAGAAGAGGUUCGACGACUCCAUGCAGGUGUUCGCCAAACUGGGGACAGAUCCCACCCAUGUGAUCGGGCUGUACCCAGACCUGCUGCCCUCAGAUUACCGCAAACAGCUCCACUACCCGAACCCUCUGCCCUCUCUGUCCGGGGCCGAGCUGGAGAAGGCUCACCUGGCCCUCAUCGAUUACCUCACUCAGAAACGCAACCACCUUGUGAAGCAGCUGAACGACUCCGACCCCUCGCCGACCUCUCCGCUCAUGGAGGGCACGCCGACCAUCAAGAGCCGCAAGAAGCUCCUUCAGAUCAUCGACACCACGCUGCUCAAAUGUUACCUGCACACUAACGUGGCCCUGGUGUCCCCGCUCCUCCGUCUGGAAAACAACCACUGCCACAUCGAGGAGAGCGAGUACAUCCUGAAGAAAGCCCACAAAUACUCCGAGCUCAUUAUCCUCUACGAGAAGAAAGGCCUGCACCAGAAAG
Molecule: messenger RNA, 1987 nt
Organism: Gymnodraco acuticeps
Lineage: Eukaryota; Metazoa; Chordata; Actinopteri; Perciformes; Bathydraconidae
Gene: vps39
Product: VPS39 subunit of HOPS complex
Biological process (GO): autophagy; endosomal vesicle fusion; vesicle-mediated transport
Cellular component (GO): membrane; cytoplasm
Molecular function (GO): protein binding
Source: RefSeq, a predicted model, not a curated record